Rotaria sordida is the source of this 1239-nucleotide messenger RNA. NCBI's taxonomy places the organism in Eukaryota, Metazoa, Rotifera, Eurotatoria, Philodinida, Philodinidae. The record is from the annotation of a GenBank genome assembly.
AUGAUAUCUAAACUCGCUUUUCUUACUACGAUUUUCUACAUAGUAUUAAUUCAAUUGGAUUUAAGUGCAGGCAAGAUUUGUUAUCAAUGUGACGAUUUACAUCCAUCUAGCAGAUUCAAAUUCUGGGGUGACAAAAUAACAAAAUGUACUGGUGUUCCGUUUGACAAAUAUAUUACGAGAACUUCAAGAGCAUUUGGUGCUGCUGUUUUAACAUGCUAUACGAAAUUCGAUGAAUCAGGUGCCGUCAUUAAACGAGAUGCAUAUGGACUUGGUGAAACAUUUGACAAAAACGUUAAAUGUCGUGAUCGAUUUCAUACAUGCUGCAGUAAACCACUUUGCAACAAACACACGAAAGCACCUUGUCCACCACCAGAACGAAUCACAGAAAAGAAAGAAGUAAAAGCUUGUUAUCAAUGUAAAGGUGCAGAAAAUUGCAGACCAGAAAAUCUUGAAGGAUCCGAAAUUCGUACUUCUGCUGCUUUUGGUAGCACGAAUUUAUAUUGUUAUACGAGAUUCGAUCCAAAGACAGGUGUUGCUGUUCGCCGUGGUGGUUUCGGAUUUGGUGAAAUCUUUGACAAACGUCUCAAAUGCGAUGCAAAAUUUUAUCUUUGCUGCUAUGAAAACUUGUGUAAUAAACACACAGCUGGCUUCUGUGCUAAACCAAACCCCCAAGUUAAAAAUAUGGAUCCUUUAAAUAAUAUGUGUGCUGCACUUGUUUCUGUUAAUAAUAUUCUACAAAAACGAAAACAAACCAUGAAAGAUACUUGUAUUGAGUCUAAUAUGAUUGAAAAAGUAAAUAACAAAAAACAAUUAUCUACAGAUGCAUCACUCUCUUCGAAUAUUACCAAUACUAAAUAUCAAACAUCAACCAUAUCACAGUUCAAAUUAAUUACUAAUAAGAAUCAAAAUAAAAGUCAUCAUUUACAUUUUGAAUCAUUGACAGAAGAUAAUUUUCAUUAUGCUCAUUUAUGCAAUCGAAGUAUUGAUGAAUUACCAAAUGUACAUCUUCAUGAUAUCAAACAAUUAAAAUUGAUUAAUAUUCAUACCAUGCAAGAUUUACUUGGCCGUUUUCUUAUUCAUGAUACUCCUGAAGAAUUUUACACUUUUCUCAUGAAUACUUUUCAACUAAGUGAAAAAACAGCAUCAAUCAUUACUAAUCUACUUCAUCGAUGGACAAAACAUAAUAUAGAUACUAUCAUAGAUAAUAAAAACAUUGAUCCUAUGAAAAUAGUUCAUUAA